AGACGAAGUGCACAGAGAUUGAAAGCUCUGCAGUGUGCUUGUUUACCCGCUUCGUCCAGGACUAGCUUGAGACAGCUUUAUAGCCUUACCAUGCCCGACAAGAACCACAAUAUGGGGAAAACAUUUAAACAGAGAAAAAGCUUUGCCACACGGAAGGAAGAGGUGGCAGGCAUUCGAACCAAAUUUCCCACAAAAGUUCCAGUGAUUGUGGAGCGCUAUCACAAAGAAAAGCAGUUGCCCAUUUUGGACAAAACCAAGUUUUUGGUACCUCAAGAACUUUCCAUGUCACAGUUUGUCACAAUUAUCAGGAAUCGGAUGUCCCUGAAUGCAAACCAAGCCUUUUAUUUACUGGUGGCGAACAAGAGCAUAGCAAGCAUGUCCACCACACUGGCCGAGAUAUACAGAGACGAAAAGGAUGAGGAUGGAUUUCUCUACAUGACAUAUGCUUCACAGGAAAUGUUUGGUUGCUGAUGAGAACUGGUUGCUUUUCUGUCUGUCCAUUUGUAUAUAGAACUUUAUAUUGAAAACAAAGAGUAAAAGGUCCAGCAAAAGCCUUCAGUUGGCUACAAUCUCCGACCAAACUUUGGGUUCAUUAUGCUUAUACUGCAAAAGUUGCCAGUGCUAUCCUGUGAUUACUUGUGUGACUCCGACCAUACCUUCCUUUGGUUGUUAAAGGUUUAGAGAUAACCAAAUGCUGCUUCAUGUACCUUGUGCAUUUUUUUUUUCCCUCCAGUAGAAAGCAUUCUUGGAUGCAUUUACGUAUUGUGUGCAAAAUUUUGACGAAAACUUAUGGGUUAGAGCUGUCAAAAGAUAUGAAAGUAUUUUUUGGUUAUCUGGACACAUUGAAAUAUGAAUGCGCAAUCUUGGAUGCACAAGAGUACAACAAUAUGCAUUACCUUACAAUUCAAACUCUGAUAUGGCUGUCCCAUUUUACUGAGAAAACACUAGUUCAUGCUUCAGUUGUUCUUUCAGAAGUCCUUGCUCUCUGGCCACUGUCACAGAACCUACUAGUCAAUAUUUGCUUUACAUGAUGUCUAUCCCCCUCCCCCCUAAAACAGUUUUAUUUGUUUGUUUGUUCAGGUAAUAUUGAUGCUCUUGAAAUAUGGCGCUUAUUUACCUUUUGUGUAAUUGUCAUAUAUUAUGGUAAGGAGCUGGAGGAUUCUUGAUCAUGUUUUUUGUAAUCUGGCUAAUUUACAUUAAUAUUUAUGAGCAAGAAUUAUGUUACAUAUUUACGUGCAGAGGUCAAAGUUGUCAAUUUAGGCAAAAAACAAAACAUCAGGAGAAAUUUUCUUAUGGUGAUCGUCAUUCGUAACCAAAUAUAGGAAAAAUGAAGGUUUGCUCAAAUGAUAAUGCGUUUACAAGGGACCAGAAGUGAUCCACAUUUCUGACCGAUUUGGCACAAGACCGUCAUUCCCAUUUAAAUAAUGUCAAACUUUUGUGGGAUUACCCAUAAUACAAACUUUUAUGUCCAUAGAAUCUACAUGCACAAUUCCUUAAGAAAAUUUUGAUCUCUGACAUUAUAUUAUCAUCCAUAUUUAAUAUGUUGGGCAAAAUACAUUAAAACAUGUCAAUCUGUAAUGCUUAUUAAAUAUGGACGUCGUAAAUUCGGGUAAAUCAAUAGCAUCCCUGUUUAUCAAUAUGUAAACAAUUUGCUGAGGAAAAUGCUUUGAAAAGACUGGAUUUAUGUUACAGAUUCCUUUCAAAGGCUUUCAUCUAUCUCUUUGAAAACAUGACAUUGGGUUAAACUGUAGUGUUUUUCUUUUCAUAAAUUGGGUGUUUUCUGUGGUAGUUUUGUGAACUUUGUUCCUUGAGAUUUACAAUAAAGCAAAGACAUUAAAUGGGCUAUCCAUAUAGGCCUGAUGGCACACUGAUGAAUCCAGUAAAGAUGUUCUUAUAUGUUUACUUUUGGACAUGAUAAAUGCUAGAGGACAAUUUAAUGGCAUCUUACAUGUAAUUCAAACCAAAUUGGUUGUAAAAAUCACUCCAGAGAUGGAGCAUUGCCUCAGAAGGUGAUAAACUGCUUGAUAAAAUGCUGCCCUAUGAAGGCUUAAACCUGCAAAGGACUUUACAGACUGUGAUAUUAAUGUUCAUUUACAUGAUUUGGUGCACCACAAUUGUUAAAAACACCUUAUUCAUUUAAUAUUAAAUUUUCUGCAAUUUACGUGUGUAACAACCUACAUUUGAGACAACCUGUGUCAACCCCCCCCCCCAACUUUAUGUAGGCUUGAAUGAUGCCUAGACCUUGACAGACCAACUUAUUAACCAUUAAAGUAUUUUUGAUAAACUGUUGAUAAUUAACAGAGUAAACGCAAUGGACUGUGGGUGUGUAAGGUUAGUAUAUUUUUACAACUUAUAUUUUUACCACAUAUGCUUUGCCCUAAAUUUUCAUCUUCACCUCUACACAGUGUUAUGUGUGAAUGGAUUAUACACUUAGUUCAGUAAACGUCAAAUUGAAAAAUUACUAGCACUGGGUAAAGUAUGCUUUUUCAGUAUUUUCACUUCUUUAUUUUGAGAAAGAACAAGUAUCUAGCUUGCAGGCCAGGGUAUAUUUCUUUUUUCACAUUUUUUUCAUGAAAAUGUUUAUUCUCAUCUCAAAAAUUAUCAUAUGUUAACUUUUUUUUUUGUGUCAGUCGUUGUUUGUGUCGGGCAUUAAAUUGGUUAGGGAAUCAAGUUUGUAUUCAGUGAAGAGAGGCAUUCACAUACCUUAAUUGCUCUUAGUAUUAAUGUUAAAUUGUUUUUGUCAUGGAAAAUGUUUCAUAAUUCAAAAUGAAGCACAGGCUGUCUUUUCCCCAUGUAUUGACUUAGUUCUCCAACACAUUUUCAUACAGCUUGUUUAUGGAAUGGGUAUAGAGAUGCAUUAAUGUACACGGUUGUAAAACAGAAAUAUGGGACCUUGUUGCAGGAUUCAUCUAACAUCAUGUUUCCAGCUGAAAUGUUCAGUGAAAUUGAUGAUUUUUUCUCGAAAUAUUAUGUGUGCAUUCUCAAAGAAAAAGGCUUGAUGGUUUAAAAGGUUUUUCUUUAAUAUAAGUGUUCUGACCUUUAAUUUGUGCCUUAAAAUAUUAUAUUGUAUAUAUUUACUAAAUUUUACAAAGCCAUUUUAGACAGCAAUGGCAAGUUUCAGUUUGAAAAUGGGUAACUUACAUUGUUUGGGAAGUUAUAAUUUAGUUGUGAACUUAGAUUCUACGUGGAUGUCAUAUGUAUAUUGUAAAUAUUACGGUUGAAAUAAACCAAAUUUUGAAACUGUUUGUGUUAUUUCGUG
Liolophura sinensis is the source of this 3259-nucleotide messenger RNA. Its product is annotated as microtubule-associated proteins 1A/1B light chain 3C-like. The record is from RefSeq and is a predicted model, not a curated record. The transcript has 4 exons. Lineage: Eukaryota; Metazoa; Mollusca; Polyplacophora; Chitonida; Chitonidae. Gene Ontology annotation, biological process: autophagy. Bases 91 to 471 code for a protein of 126 amino acids.